AUGCAGACAAUAAAGUGUGUUGUGGUUGGUGAUGGUGCUGUAGGUAAAACCUGCUUGUUGAUAUCAUACACUACCAACAAAUUUCCAUCAGAAUAUGUCCCAACGGUUUUCGACAAUUAUGCUGUUACUGUUAUGAUUGGUGGCGAGCCUUACACACUGGGACUGUUUGAUACUGCAGGGCAGGAAGAUUAUGAUAGACUCAGACCCCUCAGCUAUCCACAGACAGAUGUGUUUUUGGUUUGUUUUUCUGUAGUAUCCCCAUCUUCAUUUGAAAAUGUUAGAGAAAAGUGGGUACCAGAAAUCACUCAUCAUUGCCAAAAAACCCCAUUCCUACUGGUAGGAACCCAGAUUGAUUUGAGAGACGAUGCUGGUACAAUAGAGAGGUUGGCUAAGAACAAACAGAAGCCAAUCUCUUAUGAACAAGGAGAGAAACUUGCCAAGGAGCUUCGGGCUGUUAAAUAUGUGGAAUGCUCAGCAUUGACACAGAAAGGUUUGAAGAAUGUUUUCGAUGAAGCCAUUCUUGCAGCCCUGGAACCCCCAGAACCCCCAAAGAAAAGGAGAUGCAUUAUGGCCAUGUCAGUACUUACAAAUUACUUUUCCUCUCCUGUGAUGACUGCUACUUGUCAUUCUAUAACCUUCGUCUUUCUCAUUCAUCGUCUUUCCUCCACUUUUUCUUUUUUUCCUUUCUUCUUCUUUUUUUCCUUUCUUCUUCUUUUUUUUCCUUUCUUCUUUUUUUUUUCCUUUCUUCUUCUUUUUUUCCUUUCUUCUCCUUCUUUUUCCUUUCUUCUUCUUUUUUUCCUUUCUUCUUCCUUCUUUUUUCCUUUCUUCUUCCUUCUUUUUUCCUUCUUUUUUCCUUUCUUUUUAACUUAA
Messenger RNA from Acanthosepion pharaonis, 870 nucleotides. The record is from the annotation of a GenBank genome assembly. Lineage: Eukaryota; Metazoa; Mollusca; Cephalopoda; Sepiida; Sepiidae.